Messenger RNA from Xyrauchen texanus (razorback sucker), 1827 nucleotides. It is a transcript of the gene ephx1, whose product is annotated as epoxide hydrolase 1, microsomal (xenobiotic). Gene Ontology annotation, molecular function: epoxide hydrolase activity. Gene Ontology annotation, biological process: epoxide metabolic process. The transcript is spliced from 9 exons. The coding region runs from base 76 to 1446 and encodes 456 amino acids. NCBI's taxonomy places the organism in Eukaryota, Metazoa, Chordata, Actinopteri, Cypriniformes, Catostomidae. The record is from RefSeq and is a predicted model, not a curated record.
CUGGGAUUAUGUUUCUGCGUAUCAAGUUCUAAACGGUCACAUUAUUCCUUUGCUACUUAUUGAGUGACCUUAACCAUGUACACGGAGCUGGCAGUGGCGUUGGGGCUCGGGGCGGUGGUUGCCCUUGUGAUCCUGAAGAAGAAAAAGGGUGUCCUGAAAGCACAGGAUGGGUGGUGGGGUGUGGGGGCUCAUCCCCAAGAACCAGAGGAUGACAGUGUACGCCCUUUUACAAUUGAGGCAACUCCAGAGGAUAUUGAGGAUCUUCAUCGAAGGCUAGAUCAGACCCGCUCCUUUCCUUCUCUUGAAGACAGUCAGUUUCACUAUGGCUUCAACUCCAAAUACCUAGAGAAGGUUGUGUCUUACUGGAGGAAUGAAUUUAAUUGGAGAAAACAAGUGGACAUACUAAACAGAUAUCCUCAUUUCAAAACCAAAAUUGAAGGUAUCGAUAUUCACUAUGUCCACGUGAAACCGAAGAACCUGCCUGAGGGAACCCGUGCUGUGCCUCUGAUGAUGGUACAUGGAUGGCCAGGCUCCUUCUAUGAGUUUUAUGGUAUAAUUCCCCUGCUUACGGAACCAGCUAGCCCUGAUGACAUAACCUUCGAAGUUAUUUGUCCAUCUAUCCCUGGCUAUGGCUUCUCAGAGCCUCCCCAUAAGAAAGGUUUUGACUCUUUAUGUGCUGCACACAUCUUCAAUAAACUGAUGAAACGACUUGGUUUCAGCCAGUUCUAUGUUCAGGGAGGAGACUGGGGGUGGCUUAUUACCACUAAUAUGGCACAACUGGAGGCCAACACAGUGAAAGGCCUUCACGUUAAUUUUGCUCCCCCUGCAAAACCAGGCCUUCUCAUGGUGUUGUCUAUUCUUCUGGGUCGACGGUUCCCAAAACUCUUUAGCUUUACAGAUCAUGAUGUGAAACGCCUCUUUCCCUGUAUGGAGAAAGUUGUGGUGGAUGCAGUAAAGGAGUCAGGAUACAUGCACAUACAGUCCACUAAACCAGACACUGUAGGCCGUGGAUUGAAUGACUCUCCUGUUGGUUUGGCUGCUUACAUUUUGGAGAAGUUUUCAACGUGGACUGAUCCUGAAUUUAAGAACCUGGAGGAUGGUGGACUGGAGAGGAAGUUUUCUCUUGAUGAUCUACUGACAAAUGUGAUGAUCUACUGGACUUCUAGGUCCAUUAUAUCCUCCAUGCGUUUCUACAAAGAGAACUUUGGCAAAGGCCUCAACCAGCCCCAUGCUAAGCUCCCCGUUUACGUUCCGACAGGUGUGGCCUCUUUCCCCAAUGAGGUGAUGCACACUCCUAAACUGUGGGUUACACAGAAAUACCGUCAACUCAAGACUUACACUUCCAUGGCUCGCGGGGGGCAUUUUGCUGCUAUGGAAGAGCCACAGUUACUGGCAGAAGAUAUUCAGAACUUUGUCAAGAUUGUGGAGAAGAGAAAGAGGAAAUGAGGUUCAAUUGUUUUUAUAUGUACGUUCUCAAUCACAUUCAUGGGACUUUCAUAAAAUGCAUAUAAACUGAUGACCAUGAUGUAAAAAAUCAUUAUAUAGAAAGUUAUUAUGAACAAUUGUAUCAAUUUACACUAAUUCUUACUGCAAGUAACAGCACUAUUUAAUGCUGGGAAUAUAAGAAUUGUACUAACACAAUCUUAUGUGUGCUAUGUGCCUGUGUCUUACUGUACAUUAUUAUAUAGUAACAGCAGCUCACAUUUGAUAUAAAUAUUUUUGUGUGAUUGUUUGUGGGUCCUUGAAGUGUUAUUUUGAGUGUUCUUAAAGAGUGUUUGUAUGGGACCAAGUAGUGAAUAUAGAGUAAUUGAGAAUAAACAGUUUGAA